Molecule: messenger RNA, 1581 nt
Organism: Triticum dicoccoides
Lineage: Eukaryota; Viridiplantae; Streptophyta; Magnoliopsida; Poales; Poaceae
Exons: 2
Coding region: 615-1043 (142 amino acids)
Source: RefSeq, a predicted model, not a curated record
UCCAGCCGAUUCACGCACACUCGCCGUGCCGAAUUCCCCCGUUGUUUUAUCCACGUAGUAGAUGCCGCAAUUAUCUCCCUCUCAUGCGCCUCUUGCCUUGCAACUUGGAUGCAUUUGAUUUGAUCCCCUCCCCCCGUCCCUACGCGGCCUGUGGGGUAUCAUCAAGAAGCAGAAGAAGAAGAAGAAGAAGAGAAGACGAGGCUGCCGCUGCCACCAUCUUUGUCGGCUGGCUGGCUCCGAGAGAGACCCACCUCGCCUCCUCUUCCUCCCUCUGGUCCCCGCUCCCGGGGAGCACCCCUUUUAGUGCAAGAUUCAAUCUGCUCCUGCUCCGCUCCUCCUCGCCCCGCAGAUUCGCCUCCCUCCUCCUCCUCGCGCGGCGGUUCUUGAUCCGCUCCGGUCCGGUCCUGCCGUGCGCCGCUGCUCCGGGUCCGGCCAAAGGCUGCUGCUUGCUUGCGGGGUCCGUGGCGGCGGGCGGCUGGCUGCGUUCCGGCGGCGGCGGCUCGAUCUGCGCCGGGGCUCAGAUUUGAUCGGCGUGGCGCGCUCCUGGAGCCCGGGGUUCCGAUUCGGCCGCGCUCCGGGUGUGCUGCUGCCGCUGCCCCAAUUCCCCGACUUUGAUGAGGCUCUCGCACUGUGAGACCUACUGCGCCGCCCCCCUCUGCUACAUCCCCUGCCUCCCCAAAUCCAAAGAUGCACCACCACCCGCCGCCGCCGACGCCGUCGCAGCGCCCCCCUGCCCGGUCGAGGACAAGCCGCCCCAGGUCCAGAAGAUUGAGGUCGUCGCGCCGGCGGCGGCCGACAAGGAUGAAGACGACAAGGAGCACGAGGACGGCGACAAGACGGCGGCCGCCGCGGCGCCACUGCCCAAGAGCAACCUCAAGAAGGCCAACUGCGGCGAGGACGGCGUGUGCGCCCCCAAGGGCAAUGUGAAGUGGCUCGAUUUGCUGGGGAAGGAUCUCACCGAGGUCAAGGAGUUCGAGCCAAGCGAAUCCGGAGACUCGAUGGACGACGAAGGCAUCUCGACGUGCGUGUGCGUCAUCCAAUGAACCCAAGAAGGAAGGCUCAUGUACAUUUCUGUGAAAAUUAAGGGGCGCCCAGCAUUCGUUGCGUGUACCAGUUUCAUCGGUGCAUGCCGCCAUAGCUGCUGCUUAGUAGAUGUAGUAGAGGGGGUGGGGGUUUUCUGCUGGUUUUAUCAGUCUCAGAUCGGUCGUGGGUGCGUGUUCUUGGGUGUGGGGGUGGAGCUUUGUGUGCUGGAGUUGAUACAGUGCGUUUGACGCUCCUCUCGGUCGGGUGGUGUUGUAGUUCAGGGUUGAGACUUGAGAGUAUUGCUUCUGUAAAGUUCCCAAUACAAAAGAUGGUAUUCAUCGGAGUCGGAAGACAUAGAGAUGAUGCUGUGCUGUGCUGCUGGUUACUUGGAUGGAAGAAGAGAACAAAGGUGCACAUGCUUAUAUGUGCUGGGAACAUGGGGAUGUAGUAGUGACCUUUUGCACAUGGGUGUGCCCACUCCAUUGUGCAAAAAAGAAAGUUCUAAUCCAUGUUACUUGUUUUGAACAUUUUGGAAAAAAUUAUACUUCCUCCGAUCCA